This is a messenger RNA of Notothenia coriiceps (black rockcod), 2361 nucleotides long. Its product is annotated as phosphatidylinositol 3,4,5-trisphosphate 5-phosphatase 1-like. Gene Ontology annotation, molecular function: phosphatase activity. NCBI's taxonomy places the organism in Eukaryota, Metazoa, Chordata, Actinopteri, Perciformes, Nototheniidae. Gene Ontology annotation, biological process: positive regulation of B cell differentiation; regulation of immune response; negative regulation of neutrophil differentiation. Gene Ontology annotation, cellular component: cytosol. The record is from RefSeq and is a predicted model, not a curated record. Bases 1 to 1785 code for a protein of 594 amino acids. The transcript is spliced from 15 exons.
AUGCGAAACAAGGGAGCAGUGGGAGUUUCCUUCAUGUUCAACCGUUCAUCGUUUGGCUUUAUCAACAGUCACCUGACCUCGGGAAGUGAGAAGAAGCUCAGACGAAAUCAAAACUACACAAACAUCCUGCGAUUUGUGAAUCUGGGGGAUAAGAAGCUCAAUCCGUUUGACAUCACACAUCGCUUCACACACCUCUUCUGGCUUGGGGAUUUGAACUACCGCGUUGAAUUCCCAUCCACAGAAGCUGAAAACAUUGUGACAAAGAUCAGACAGCAGCAGUACCAGGAACUCCUCAGUAGAGACCAGCUCAACACGGAGAGGAAUGAUGGAAAGGUCUUCUUGCAUUUCGAUGAAGAGGAAAUUACUUUUCCACCAACUUAUCGCUUUGAAAGAGACACGCGAGAGAAGUACGCCUACACGAAGGCCAAAGCCACAGGGACAAAGUACAACUUGCCCUCAUGGUGUGACCGGGUCCUUUGGAAGUCGUACCCCCUGGUUCAUGUUGUCUGCCAAGCAUAUGGUUGCACUAAUGACAUCAUGACCAGUGACCACUCACCAUUAUUUGCCUCAUUCGAGGUGGGAGUAGCCUCACAGUUUGUCUCCAAGCAAGACAUGAACAGUGCACCUCAAGGUGGGAUACAGAUCAGGAACUGUAUAGCCACCUUGAUGACCAAAUCAAAGACCAAGUUCUUCAUCGAAUACCAUUCCAGCUGCUUGGAGAAAAAAGUCAAGACUAUAGAAGGAGAGAACAUGGAGAAAUCGGAUGGGUCAAUAAAAGUUUCCUUUAGAAACCAAGUUGAGCUCACCCCUAUCAUCUCUGACCCAGAAUACCUGUUGGACCAGCACAUCCUCAUCUGCGUGAAGUCCACAGACUGCGACGAGUCCUAUGGUGAGGGCUGUGUUGCCCUGAGAGCAGCUCAGUUCUCUUACAGAGAGUUUCAGGUCACACUGACUCACCACGGAGAGAAGACAGGCAUUCUGACAGGCGGCAUCCAGUUACCCACCUCGGAGUGCAAGCCCACUGAGAAGUUAUACGAUUUCAUCAAAAUCGAAAGCUCUGAUGACACUGGCUCCUCAAAAGGCAAAGGCGUUGAUACCAACAAGUUUUCUGUCACACAAUCACAUGAUAUUUCUAACCCCAAUUACAUGGGAAUUUCCUUCAGAAGUGGCAAUGUGGUAGAUAAAGGUUGGAGUUACAGCCUGCCACAGAAAAGUCUUCCAAUCGCUGGCCAAGGGAGCAAAGACACCAAGAAGGGGGGCUAUGAUGUGGGCUCACGAAGCCCCACAGGAAAACAUCUCAAUCCCAUGGGGGAGGAGGAAAAGAUGUCAGGGAUGUUUGACAAUCCGUUAUACGGUUCGAUGGGGAAAUCACGGGGCAAGGACCAAGACCAUCAGCAGAAGGACCUCCUCACACCUCCAGAUCCCAACUUUACAACCUCCAAUGCAGCAGACGGAGACCCUGAUCGUCCCCCGCUGCCCACCCCACGCAACCGCUCCUUCACCUGCUCCGAGACAAAACCCCUGCCUUCCACCACCGUCUCCUCGCAUCCCUCAACAUUCAAGAAACCAGUGGCGCCAUCGCGCUCUGAAGGGGGGAUGGCACAGAGCCGGCCCCCUCUGCCUUCCAAGUCCCGGCCGGGCCUGCCGGAGCCCCAGAACCCCCGAGACUACAGGGAAAGCUCCGAACUCCCCAGCAAACACAGACUGCCUGCAAAACCUGGCCAGCCGCAGCCUCACAAAGACUUGCACCCUGAAGUCACCAAGAUGGGCCGUUCUUUGAAGUGAGGCCGGGCCACAGCAACUGCACGGCUUCCAACUCUGCAUCAUGGGAGCCAGGCCUUCCCCCUGCUAUAUGUAUCACAUACUGUAUGAGUGACUAUUAUUUAGUAACUACGGAAUAUUUCUACAUUUUGUAUGGUGUGCCUUUUCACUUUCUUGCUAAAGAGAGCAAUACCACUUUAAUGUCAGUAUGCUAAAUAUUACGCUAUAGCAAGUUAGCCUAACCUAGCAUGCAAUCUUGUAGUCUAAUAAAAAGUGCUGAGCAACAGAUUUUUCAGACUUAAUUUCUGCUAAGCUUUCAUAAAAAAUAAAAAAUAAAGUUUGGAAAUAUACUGCUUAUAAACAAUUGUGUUGCUUUGGAUGUGGAGUUUCACACUAUAGUAGCUAACGAACGUUACGGCACAGUAUUAUCUGCAUACACAUUAACAUGUUUGCCCUUGAGAUGUCAAAUAUAUGCUCAAAUAAUUUCAAAAUCUCAGCUAAACUGUGUUAUUUAAGAUCUUUUUUUAAACCUGAACUCAUAAUCAUUGCCUGUGACACUUUUAAUAAAAACCUCAGUGAGACCAGUGCUGCAAAACUCAA